Messenger RNA from Phytophthora nicotianae INRA-310, 1212 nucleotides. RefSeq lists its product as hypothetical. The record is from RefSeq and is a predicted model, not a curated record. Gene Ontology annotation, molecular function: metal ion binding. NCBI's taxonomy places the organism in Eukaryota, Oomycota, Peronosporomycetes, Peronosporales, Peronosporaceae. Bases 1 to 1212 code for a protein of 403 amino acids. The transcript has a single exon.
AUGUCAACCCCAGUACAUGCAGCGAGUUUCCGGUCCUCGAAAGUCAAUUCUCGACAAUCCAGCCACGCUGUGCGUCGAACAACUACUACAGACUCGAGUCUUUCAAGCAGUAGACUCUGUCACCUCCAACGAAUCGACGAUGUCAUUCACCUCUCCCCUCAACGGAAGGAGGAGAUGCUGGAGCUUAUGCAAGAUAUGGAACGUCAAGUGGUCCGCUCCAUGAUGGGAAGCCACGAAUCCUUGACACUCUGGAAGCCUCAUAUGCGCAAGAAAGGUAUCGACUAUUACGUGGACGAAAAAGUCGGCGAAGGACUCACUCGGUUCUGCUGUGUGGGGCAAACGAACGUCCCCGUUCCCAACAUUAUGGAGAUGUUCAUGGUCACCAACACUGAGACGUUACUCAAGAACAUGCGGAUCAUGUAUCGGAACGUGAAAAAAGCCAAGAUCUUGUCGGUUCUUAAACCAGCAACACGGUCCAAUCCCUACAGGUCCGUGUACAUCCGAUACGCGAGCUUCGACACCCCCACACUUAUGAACGCGCGUGAUAUCUGCGUCUGUGUCUGUACUAACCUCAUCAAAAAGAACGACGGCUCCACAGUUGGCUAUUGCCUAUGGAAUUCUGUGGAUAUCCCAGAAUGUCCGGACAGAUUCGAUACGGAUAAAAUAGUCCGGAGCAGGAUGUGGAACUCCGGAUUCUUUUUACGAAAUUCGGGAGAAGCCAACGCCAUGACCAGAGUGUGCUACCUCAUUGGUGCCGAGAUCAAGGGAGUGGUUCCGCAGCUAACUGGACGGAUCUACAUGGCCAUCUUCGGAGGCAUUUGCCAUCGAGUUUGUCAGCACUACAGGAGGCGGUUUCGGAAUCCGGAAAACUUCAAGCAUCACUCAAAAUGGACUCCAAAGAACGAAGUUUUCCAGUGCUAUGUGUGUGGUCGAGCGUUCUACCCGUUGAUGAAGAAAUACCAUUGCGUGAAAUGUGGAGAAGUGAUCUGUGGACGAGAACGCUGCUUCUUUAUGGAAGAAGUGAGUGUGCGAGGUGCUGGGAUCACUCGCGUUCGUAUCUGUCAAAUCUGUUUGGAGGAGGCGAAAAUGUUAGCGUGGCAUCUUGGCGCCAUUGGAACUUGUGACAUCCUCAACAGCGACGGAUCUGGAGUUAGAGAUCUCCUGGGGGUUGACUCGGUAUCGAUUUCAAGCAACAGGUCCGAUUUGACGUAG